AUGCACUGCCUUACAAGAGAUCUGGAGGUCCCCGCAGUACCCGAAGUUCUUAGGUGUACUCGCGGCGGCACGAUAGUUGGUCGUUCAACUCUGGAAGAGGCCUGCGGAGAAGCGAUGGACUCACAAUCAAGAGGCGGGCUUCUGAAAGCACUACAAGGCAUGAAUUACACCGAAAAGCUGCAUCUGUGCAAGCGGCUCAAAGACCAGGGAAAUGCACAUUAUGCAUCUGGCGAGUACGCCAAGGCUAUCGCACUUUACGAGCAGGGGCUUUUGGCUCUGGACUUCGGCACCUCAGAAGAGCAAGAAGCCGAUACUAAGCACCAGCUCCUCUUGCCCUUGCUGCUCAACCUGUGCGCCUGCUUGCUGAAGAUGCGCAGCUAUGCCAAGGCUCGUGCAGUUUGCAACGUCGCUCUAGAUGUAAACCCGCAUUGCCUCAAGGCCCUGUACAGACGGGGGCUGGCAGAGAAGGAACUCGGGGAACUCGAUGCAGCUACUCGAGACUUCCGAAAGGUCCUAGUCGCUUGCGAGAAGCACCGCCAAAGCCAGCAAAUGCAGAAGGCGCAACGAACACAAAGAAUGUUUCGUCCGCAGCAAGGCAGAGCUGUGCAGAACGCAAAACAUGCACUCUCUCAGAGAUUGACUGGCCCUCUCCCUCCCAGAGAAAGGCCUUGUAGUGGCAGUGGCGAUAAACCGGCAAGGUCAGAUGACCACAGUCCUGCCUCCCUGGAGGAGCAUGUUGCUGCUGCCCACUCAUGCGAGAAUUCUGGGAGCGAGGAGCCGUGGGAACUCCUUGCUAGGCAGUGCAGGCGGCAAGUGGCAAUUGUUCGCAUGCAAGAGCGGCGAUACCGUGCGGCGUGUUUGCGAAUGUUCAAAGCACAGCCCGCGGAGGCACAAGAGAAGCGGGUGCUCCCACAGGAGCAAGGAAGUUCUCAACAGGAGCCGUGCACUGGAAUAUGCUUUCGAGUAGAAUGCAAGGCUCGUGAGACCGCCACCACGCAAGAAGAUGUAGCUAGCCAAGGAUGUAGCAGUUCAUCAAGCGCAUAG
Messenger RNA from Cyclospora cayetanensis, 1044 nucleotides. RefSeq names its product peptidyl-prolyl cis-trans isomerase FKBP5. The transcript is spliced from 2 exons. Gene Ontology annotation, molecular function: protein binding. NCBI's taxonomy places the organism in Eukaryota, Apicomplexa, Conoidasida, Eucoccidiorida, Eimeriidae. The record is from RefSeq and is a predicted model, not a curated record. The coding region runs from base 1 to 1044 and encodes 347 amino acids.